CGAUAACCUCUUUCUCAAUAACCUAGUUUCUGACUGCUGUGAUCUCCUCCCCUGCUCAGUGGUGGUUCCGACGGAGGCAUAGGCCGGCGGCAGGCGACGGCGAGCAACGACUAAGGCCCAGGUAAGUUCACCCCAUCCCCAGACCUAGCCGGAAACUUUAACCCCCACAUCCCUAACCAGAUCUGUCCCAGCAGUCGGAUCCUUAGUCGCCGGUCUCCCCGAAGCACUACCAGCCUCCUUCACUGAUUUACCAGCCAUCCUCCAAAUCGAUCUCCGCUCCCCGAAGGCCUUUGACUAGUUUGCGCCAGCCUUUAGCCCUAGACAGUGCCCCCAACCACCCACUGCUGAACCCCAGACGACGCCCCCAGUGGCCUGCCACCCCACCCCAACCUCAGGUCGCAGAACUCCUCCCCCGUUCAACCGUAAUCCACACGUAGGCAGCUUAAUCCAACCCAGAUCCUACCAGCCACCCUGCUUCUACCUGCCUCCGCCCCACCCUGCUGCCUUUUUCUAUUUUUCUGCAUUAUUGGCUGUUGUGUAUCUGUAUUGCUUUUGUUGAGUUUUUUAAUCUUGCUUAUUGUGCUGUGCUAUAUUUCUAUUAUUGGUGCUGCCUCUUAGUAAUAAUUACUCUAGUGUUGUAUUCUUGGUGUUUAUAUUUUGUAUAAUUAUUUUUCCAUCAUCUCCGAUGGAGCCAAAAAUUCCCCGUUUUUUGGCUUUGGGGUGUAAUGGAAUAAAGCAAAAUGGAUCUCUAAACUGUUUGCGCUUCUUUGAUUAAUGAAGUAGCAGUUAGUCAAUCAAUGCAACUUUCAACGUUGAGCCGGAGGUCUCUUUGGAAACAGCUCUCUACUUUCGAGUAGGGGUAAGGUCUGCGUACACACACCCUCUCCAGACACUACUCUUGUGGAAUUCAACUAGGUUGUUGGUUCAAUGUUCCCAGCCCCCUUGAUCAAUUUGAUAUUCUCUCUAAUUGGUUCAGGACUCCGAAUGUAUAGUGUUUAAAAUGGCCUUAGCCUAGGAUAGUAAUGGUCUGGUUCAAGAUCUUCAGUUCUCAUUUUUUGAGAACCUUUCCCGUGCCAUUUUGGAAACGGAACAAUUUCGUUAUGUAUAUAACUUAGUAGAUCCAUUUGAAAAUCUAUUUUUUAGUUCGCUACCACCUGGGUUCGAUUUGGAACAAUUUGGUGUAGGUAUUUUUGCCCACCUCUGGCAAAUUUCCUGAAAAAUUGCAUCCAAUCUAACAAACUGCAUUCGCUGUUAAAUGUUUAUGAAUUUUCUUAAAGUUUACCUAGCCAUUUAGACAUUUGCAGCAAUAUGAUGUUUCGUCCAGUGCGAUGGCGCGUCUGUCGGUCAAUUAAGUGACUCACUCUGUUUAUCGGUGAACUAUUUUUAGACUUCAAGAGUAUGCUUUACUUACUUUUCGAGUCAAGUUUGGGGUUUUCUCUCUUCGAUGCGGGAGAGCUUGAUAGACUGGGCAGAACUCCGAGUGCAAUGCUUAUUUCUGAAGAAUGGUUGAACACUUAUGAGGAAUUUAGCAAACUAGUGAGCAAUAUCUAAAGGAAUUCUUACAGAUGAACUUUCACGUUUCUUGAAUGACAACUUCCCCAAAUCACCAAAGGCAAUUCUUGGUGUAGAUACGAAAAGCCCCGCACUUGCAAUACUAAAUAUUCGCCACAACGCAGAUAAAUAUACUCUCAAGAGGAUCCAAAUUCAUUUUGAGAGAUAUAUGGGGUUUUUGAAAAAGCCCAGUGUAGCCUUGCACAUAGUUAUAGCAGUACUAAGGUUAUGUGUAAUACCAAUGGAAAUGACAAUAUGAUCAUCCAAGCAAUUUUGAUUUUGUAUACUUUCAACAAGGAUUUUAAUUCUAUGGGUAUCCGACUCAAAGAGCGGUUUGGAUGUCACUUCCAUGAGUUGGUGAAGUUGGUUGAUAAUGGUUAUCUAUAUGCAAGAGUUAUAAAGGUGAUAGAUUACAAGUCAAUGUUGACUGACAAUCACAUUUCAACCUUAGCAACCUUAGCAGAUAUCCUUGGAGAUGAAGACAAGGUGAAGGCUGUUGUAGAUACGGCUAAAGCCUCAAUGGGUAGGACAUACUCUGUACCUAUCUAUUUUUACAUAUGAAUAACCUUUAUGUUAAAUUGUAUAUGUUUAAUUAUUUGUUCAGUUACAUUUUCUUACAUGCAGGGCAUGAUUUGUCUCCAAUUGACAUAAUGAAUAUUCAACGAUUUC
This is a messenger RNA of Cuscuta campestris, 2220 nucleotides long. Lineage: Eukaryota; Viridiplantae; Streptophyta; Magnoliopsida; Solanales; Convolvulaceae. The record is from the annotation of a GenBank genome assembly.